Messenger RNA from Pygoscelis adeliae (Adelie penguin), 8697 nucleotides. RefSeq names its product striatin, calmodulin binding protein (gene STRN). Lineage: Eukaryota; Metazoa; Chordata; Aves; Sphenisciformes; Spheniscidae. Bases 2984 to 4699 code for a protein of 571 amino acids. Gene Ontology annotation, molecular function: protein-containing complex binding; protein phosphatase 2A binding; calmodulin binding. The record is from RefSeq and is a predicted model, not a curated record. Gene Ontology annotation, cellular component: dendrite. The transcript has 14 exons.
AUAUUCAUGUGAUUCCAGGUUUAUGUUGCUUUAAGGAGGGUAAGUACUUCAGUUACCAGCCCAUUUGUAACAAGAAUUUUGUGUUUUAAACAGGAAAAAGUGUCUUCUCUUUGGGGAUCAGAAAUUCCCUGUGUCAAGAGUAAUAUUCACAAAAUCUGCGUACUGCCCUUCCGUUAGUAUUAAGACAGAAAACCCAGCAGCAUUAGUGUAGCUAUACUUUACGGCACUACUUAUUGUACUUGUUAUGCUUGUGACAAGCAGUUAGUCCUGUUGUACUUAAUCAUGUGCAGACACGAGUAGCAGGUAGUCUCUCUGCACCAAAGACUUUCCUGGCUACUGGAGAGGAGAAUGUAAUGCACAGUUUUAACACUAUCUGAUAGAAGAUGUUAUAUUGGUUAAAUGAUUUUUUUUUUUUUUUUUUUUUUUUUAAGGUUUGGUUAGGAAGUAGUAAGUCAACUGGGAUGAAAGCCUCAAGGAAAGAAGACAAGGUUGGGUGCUGGGGAGAAAACCGUGCAAGGGUGCUGUUGCAGAGUACGAUUGAGGAAGGAGCAGUGGGAAGGAGAUUCAGAACAAGCAGUUGAGGAGCACAGGGUCAAGGAAGUCCUGCCAAAAUCUGGUUGCUCUGUGCUUUCUGCUUUGGCAGCUUCUGUAGCUGCUCCUGCUGUCUGGGGUUUCUGGCUUGUUCUUCCCCAGCAGUUUUUUCUUUAGACAGUAUGGAUAGGGAAGAAGGAAAAAGCAACACCUAAGUUCUUGCACUUCGGAAAUUACGUUCUCCCUUACAUACGUUUUAAUCCAGGACAGUCCAGUAAAGAGGAAUUGUCCUUUUUGAGACCUUUUUGGGUUUUUUGGUCUCCCUUUAUUUGUAACAGGUCCUGAACCUUGCCAUAGUCUUGCCUCACUCAUGCCUGUAAUACUACAGUUCAUUUACCAGUACCCGCCUUUGGACUUCCAUUCUAUUGUUUUCACCCAUUAAUUUUUAAAAAAGUAUUCUAGACUACCAAAGCCCUGGAAAUGUUGAGUUGUGUUUCUUUUUCUAAAAUGGAACUUAAAGUAAUUUAUUAUACUACCCUAUCUCUGAAUAUAUUCUUGCCACUUCUGCUUUUUUAUGUUGCUUUGUGAAUGACCCCAUAGAGAAACAAACUAAACAGACAGAAAAUAAUGAAACAAGCAAACUUCAAAUUGCUGUCAAAGUACCUAAGGUAAAUUAGCUAAGGCUAGACGUUUUCUUAAGUAUAUUUUACAGUAUUCCUAGGUGUUCAUGCUGACAGUAAUAUGUAAAAUGCAUUAUCUUCAUGUGUUGCUAAAGGAUGGAAAAAUAGCUAAAUUAUUGAGUUACUUUUGAUUUGACUGCUGAAGUGUAUUGAGGUACAAUAUAGCCAUCAACCCGUCUGUGAGCUUGAAGCUUCUUUUCCCUGUAGAACCUUUAAAUACUUUAAAUAUUCUGUCACUUCUGUUUUCUUUUUUUGGUUCUUAUGAAUUCUUUCUUGGAAGUUGUGCCUUAGCACAAAUAAUCUUUUGUGGUACUAUGCUGACUUUGUACAUUUUUGUACUGUGCAGGAGUUUUGAAAUACAUGAUAAACUACUGGGUUUUCCAAUGCAUGAGGUGCCUUUUACCCCCUGUGUAAAUGAAGAUACACAAUUAUGUAUAUAUCCUGCCCACUGAAGUAUGCAAUAAUUAGUAUGAUAGUUGAAUUCAGACCAGUUACUUAAAAAAGAUAUAACCUUCUCUUUGGUGGUCACUUUGAACUUCAGUGUGAGAGUGCCUGAUUUAAGACCAAAUUUGUACAGAACCAAAUCUAGGUAUGAAUUACUGCAAAUACUGGUACCUGUAGCAGGAUAUCUGUCUCUUAUUAACAAGUUCUGUUGAUUAAAAUUUUAUAUUCUAUGUUUGGUAUUAGUUCAUAUGUUGCUAUUUACUGUAGCAUGUCUGAUAGUUGCUAAUACAGAUCAGCAGCCAUGAUGUUUUUACACAGCAGAUUUUUACACAGCAAAAUACAGAGGAAAAAACAGAAAUACAAUUGUGGUCAGAUGAUUUAGUCCACUAAAAGUUGACCAGGACACACAGAAUUUGCUGCAAAUCAAGAAGUUAGUCAAGUGAAGUACAUUACAAGUUUUGUCUUAUCAAGAUUUCUGUGUUGGGAACAGCAAAAUAACAGUACCCUAGGAUUUCUGUGAAAACGCACAUUAUUACUACAGAUUCAUGAGGCAUUAUAGUUCUGCCAAAAUAGUGAUUACUUAAGGAAAAAGAAAAAUAUUACAGAGUGCUUUCAGGUUUGUCAUAGAAACAAGAGGGUCAAAAUACUGCAGGAAGUAAGGCAAAUUGGAAGCAUGUUUGAGAUCGUUGUUAUCUAAGAUAAGAUGCGGGAAUGUGGGAGGAAUAUUCUCAGUAAAACCAGUGACCAUGAAAACAUACUGUAUACAUCAUGGUAUAUUAUGGUGCUGUGUAUGUGGAAUUUCUAAUGGCAAGUGAAAUCUUUAUUGGUAUUUUUGGGCCGUAAAGAUGAGUAAAUGAAAAAAGGGUAGAAUAGCAAGUUGUCUUAAUGAGAUGCAGACAUAUUGGGGCUAUGAAGAAGCCACUCCUGCUAAUUGUUGUCAUGUAAGCAUAGAACUGCUUGAGCAGACACUGCGUAAGGAAGGAAUUGUGCUGCUUAUCACGCCUUACUACACAUCAGAGCUUUUGCCCUUGGAUGUUUCCUGUAAUAAACCUUUGAAAAGUGUUAUGAAGAAACAUUGGAAUAAGUGGGUGAUGGACGGUUAACCAGGUGUUUGCACUGCAGGGAGUUUAAAAGGCCUUGCUAUAUAGGCUUGUUAGUUGACAACCUUUUGAAGUGGGUCAUAGCAGAAGCAAAAUGUAGCAUUAGCAAGGCACUUACUGGUAGUAAGGGUGACUGUACAAGACAAUUUAGAGCUACAAUUCUGAAAGAGAGAGAUAGAUUUCUAUUGUUUCAGUGGUUGUGAAAAUCAAGAUGACGUGCAUUUAGUGAUGAACUAUGAAAAACAGACUACUGAUGAAAGGAAACCUGAAUUGACUGACUCUGCCUCUCUGCUAGAGACCUUCAAGUUUCUUGAAAAUGCAGCUGCAGACUUUAGUGAUGAAGAAGAUGAAGAAGAUAUUGAAGGAAGAGAGAAAACAAUCAUUGAUACUGCAACAAUUGUAAGGAAAAGAGUGCUAUCUGACAGCAGUGAAGACAGAGAUACAGAAGAAGCUUUGAAAGAGUUUGACUUUUUGGUUACCUCAGAUGAAGGUGAUGGGGAAUCGAGAAGUUCAGGAGAUGGAACAGACUGGGAAAAGGAAGACCAGUGUCUCAUGCCUGAAGCUUGGAAUGUCGACCAGGGAGUAAUAACCAAACUCAAGGAACAAUACAAAAAGGAGCGCAAGGGGAAAAAGGGGGUUAAGAGGCCCAACAGGUCAAAGCUGCAAGAUAUGCUUGCAAAUUUGAGAGAUGUUGAUGAUCUCCCUUCAUUACAGCCAUCUGUUGCACCUUCUUCUAGGCCCAGUAGCUCAAGGCUCAUUGAACACGAGAUAAACAGGACGGAUGAAGUGGAAGCUUUAACAUUCCCUCCUUCUUCAGGGAAAUCUUUCAUUAUGGGAACGGAUGAAGCCCUUGAAAAUGAGCUGGGUCUUGGAGAACUGGCAGGCCUUACAGUAGCCAAUGAGGCAGAUUCACUGACUUACGAUAUAGCAAACAAUAAGGAUGCAUUGAGAAAGACUUGGAACCCCAAAUUCACAUUAAGAAGUCACUUUGAUGGAAUAAGAGGUCUCGCUUUUCAUCCGGUUGAACCAGUCUUAAUAACAGCUUCAGAGGACCAUACAUUAAAAAUGUGGAAUUUACAAAAAACAGCCCCAGCAAAAAAGAGUGCUUCUCUUGAUGUAGAGCCAAUAUAUACCUUCAGAGCACAUAAUGGACCAGUGCUCUGUGUGGUGAUGAGCAGUAAUGGUGAACAGUGUUACAGUGGGGGAACGGAUGGCCUCAUCCAUGGCUGGAAUACAACCAACCCGAACAUUGACCCCUAUGACUCUUACGAUCCUUCUGUUCUAAGAGGUGCUUUUGUAGGCCAUACAGAUGCGGUGUGGGGUCUGGUUUACAGUGGAGCACACCAGCGUUUGCUGUCCUGUUCAGCAGACGGCACUAUACGUCUAUGGAAAGCUAUGGAAAUUGCUCCAGCUCUCAAUAUAUUUAAUGAUAAUCAAGAAAUGGGAAUCCCUUCAUCAGUAGAUCUUGUGAGCAGUGACCCAAGCCUCAUGGUAGCAUCAUUUAGCAGUGGACACACUAGCAUUUUUAACAUGGAGACCCGGCAACGAAUUCUUACCCUGGAGUCCAGUGCAGAUACCUCAGUCAGUUCCUCCUGUCAGAUAAACAGAGUCAUCAGCCAUCCAACUCUUCCAAUUAGUAUCACUGCUCAUGAAGACAGACACAUCAAAUUCUACGACAACAAUACAGGAAAACUGAUUCACUCCAUGGUAGCUCACUUAGAUGCAGUUACAAGUUUAGCUGUUGAUCCUAAUGGCUUGUAUUUGAUGUCUGGCAGUCAUGACUGUUCGAUUCGCUUGUGGAAUCUUGAAAGCAAGACCUGCAUCCAGGAAUUUACUGCUCAUCGCAAAAAAUUUGAUGAGUCCAUUCAUGAUGUGGCAUUCCACCCCUCCAAAUGUUAUAUUGCCAGUGCAGGAGCAGAUGCCCUGGCUAAAGUGUUUGUAUGACAGAGUGCUUCCCUUUCAACUCUAGCUCUGUAUAUAUUCAACCAGCUGCACAAAAGAGAAGAGGAGGGCAUGAGUCGUCUUAUCCUGCCCUGUAAUUCAGAGAAUGUUUGUAAGUGUUUAGUUUUGCAGGGUGCUGUUUUCUAAAUUGACGUUUGUUCUGGUUUCUGUGAGCUCAGCUGGUGCUGAGAGCUUGGAAACUCUCAGUUUCAAAUAGCUAAAAAACAAAAGAAAUGCUUUUAUUUCAGAGGGUGUGAAUUUUCGUCCAGGCAGGCCUUGGGUGAAACUAGGUCUAUGUAGUCUCUAUUAGUAAAAUGGAGUACUGGAAAGAAGGGGUCUAAUUGCAUCAGGGAGUAGGAAAAGAGGGAAACUUCCUAGGAUGCUUCUCUUUGAGGAAUUGUAAUGUACUUAUAAAUCACCUGGAAGAAAGUGUCAGUUCGCAUGCUCAUUACUGUGUCAUGUGAGAGGCACUUAGUCAUCCCUUUGGUAUUAAUAAAGUAGAGCUUGUUCAGAGAGCAGUAGCAGAUAGUUAAUCUCAGCCACCUGGCUGCUAGCCUAAGAUAAAUGCAGUUAAAGGAAAGCAAAUUACUAACAUAAAUUAAAACGCAGUAAAAUUUUUCGUUACAUCUUCUGUGUUAUACAGUAAAUAUUUAGUUUGCAAAAAAGAUUUAUAUAAUUUUUUAAAUACUGUAUUAGCGUGUGGCUAGAAGCUGAGCCUUUAGUCUAGUCCCAAUUAACAACAGGCUGAAGCAGUCUGUAUAUACUGUAGUAACAGAUUAACUUAUUCAGAUCUAUAAUGCUGUUUAUUCUUGGAGAUCUGGCACAAGAAAUUAUCACAAAGCUUUCCAAAGAAGCUGUCCUACAAUUUAACUAUCAAACAUUCAUCUCCUCUUUCUGUUCCUGCUAAAAAGGGUAUCAUUCUGGGCAUUAAGGAUAACAGUGAAAUACUUAUUUUGAAGAUUAAACCUAUACCUGAUGCUUUGUAUGAGUCCUACUAGUGCAAUAGGUGGGAACUAUACAAAGUUCCAUCAGUUUCAGAGAUUCUGCUACUUCUAGAGGUAUUUCCCAACUUCACCAUUUGUGGAACUUUUAAACUUAUCCGCUUCACUGGGCGUAUCGUGCCAUUGCUUAGGUUACCCGAAGAACGAGUGCUUCUUGUAAUUACUCAACAGAUGUGCUUUGUUUAUCUAUUCAGAACUUCUCUGUUGAUUUGAAUGACAAGUAACUCUUAAUCCUAUCUUUUAGUCUUUUUACCCCUUCUUAAAGGAAGGUGAGUGGAUUCUUUUCUAUUAUAUGUCAUCAUCAGAGUUAUUACUGCUCAUAAGCCCGAAGUUGGUGUUUUCCUCUAAUGGGAAUGGAAGGCAGAAUUUCUGCUGGAGAUGAUUUCUGGUGCUCAUGCAAGUAGGAAAGAACCCAGCGCAACUCUUCCACAUACCAGCCUGAGGUUAAGACUGGAAACUGAUAAAUAAAUCUUUACCUUUAAACUGACACUUUUUAAAAAGGAAUCGUGGAACGAUAUCAACAUAGGGUUUGACUGUGUUGGUUUUAGAGUGGCAUUUGGGGAUGGGACCACAUUUGAAGCUGAUCUCAGACUUUACAUCAACUAUAUUAUUUAGAAUAAAAGGCUGACCUGUGCUGUUUGAGCCUGCAACACAUUAUAUUUACAGCUAAAAUAUCCUGGAAUACCUUUUAUUGCUCAGAAUAUUCAGAUAUGUCACUUCAUGAUAUUGAUAUGCAAUAUAUUUCCAUAGAUAAGAUUAGAACUUUUACCGUGAAACAGAUGACUACAAUAGUAAUUCAGAUUAUUUAGUUUUUAUAAAGUGUUUUGGUUAUGAUGGAAAGGGGGAAACUUGGCUGCAAAACUGAGCAUUCAACUUUGUGAGUUCUGUGUACUUGACUCAUGGUCUUUCAGUGUCAUUAUUUUAUUUCUUUUUGAAGAGGAAAUGACAAAGAUUUAUUUGAAAAAUUCUAGAAGUUAUGUAUAUUAUAUAUGUGUAUAUAUAUUGUAAACAUGUAUUAAAUGUGUCUAGUAAGGGAAGACUCCAUGGGUGCAUUUUAAUGUUUUAGUAUUAAGAGUUCUCUUGAGUUUGUGUAUACAAAGGAUAAUGGUGUGAGUAUGAAAUGAAUGUUGUGCUUUUGCUUACACAAUACAAUAUGUAGUCACAGUUGUUUAAAUUGCUGUACAUAGAACUAAUAGGCUGGCAUGCUUGUUUUUAAAGACUGUCAUUCUGAUUACAAUUGGAAUGUAAGAAGUGGCUGUUCAAAUGUGAAUUGAAAGAUGUUUCCUUCUCACUAUUGAGCUCUUGCUCUAACUGAAAAGUGAUUUUUUUUUUCUUUUUUUUUUAAAGCUGGCAAUAGCUAGAGGAUGAGGUGCCUUUAAAAAACAAAACAAAUGUAGCCUUACAAAGAGGUUGUGGAGUAUAUAUAUUUUUGUGCUGGUCUUCAUAAUUGAUGUCAAUGUCUUUUACUGUACUUGCUCACAUACUUGUAGGACUGCAGGGUAUUGUGCAUGAGCCUGUCAGAUCUUCUGAACAUCAUCAUAGGAGUUAGGGAUGAAAAAUUAUUUCGGUUAUCUAGUCCAUCUGCUUGCUAAAGCAGGGUUGUAGAAUUGUGCGUUUUAAUAUUGUCUUGGCCAGUGAGGUUUCAUAUAUGUUCUAAACAAUUAGGCUUCCUUUAGAAGAUUAUUUCAAUGAUUGCGUCUCACUGACAGGAGGAUUUACAUGAUGGUUAGCAGUUCUUUUUUGUAACUUCAUGCCAGUAUUCCAAGCCAUGUUUUGUGCCAUUUUACAUAUUCCUCGUCUUUGUAACUUGGAACCUGCAUGCGCGCACUGGUUCUAGCUGUAUAUUUCCAUUCCUUUACACUUUCUUCAAGCUGUUUUUUAGUCUGCUCUUUUUACACAACUUUUUCUUGUUUUCAGCUUUUUAGCUCAGUUCUCCAUAUCUUGGUGCCCACAACACCAUUCCACAUGCAUGAUUUGUUGGACUUAGUCUGAAGGUCACCUGUUAAGUGUGGGUUUUGUUUGUUUGGUAUUUUCCUCUGUAACAUCAUGCUUUUGUGUAGGAAGACCGAACUUCUGGUCUUCUGGUUAGUGUCUCAGAAACCCAAAUCGUAUUUCUUUAUUUCUGACAACUGUUUUAAAUAACUUUGAGCGUUGCUGCUUCUGAAGUUUCUUCUUCGCUUUCAGUAUGUUAUGAUUAUUUUGCAGUUAGAUACUUAAUUCCUGUUUCAUUAUUAUCCUGGGUUUUGUAAGCUUUGAACUUCUGAUCUCUGUGGGCACUAAAUUAUUUUUAUUUUUUCCCUUUUAUGUGCAGUUCUACCUGGUUCAAUGUAAUUGGUAACUUUCAUUAAUGUGUUACAUACAUCUAUUGAAAAUGUAAACAAAACCGGACCUAAGGCUUAUUCUUGCAAAAAAAGCAUUUUUGUGCAACAUCAGUACAUGGCAUUUUACCAUUACUAUUUUCCCCAUAUCUAAUUUGCAUGGUACAUUUUUUAAUGGUUAACUCAUAUAAUCUUUUGUGUAUGUUAGCCUGUGCUACUGAUUUUGAGUUUACUAACUAAUUUAAUGGGAGAAUUUUCAGUCCUUCCGUAUGUUGAAAAUUGGUCCACUAGUUUUAAAUACUCUCAUUUUUAUUUCUAAUUUGCUUCACUGUGCUGUUUGCUUUCACAUAUUUGAUUCAGUUACCAAAACGCUUGCACAAAAUGAUUUCGAGUAGCCUGGAAGAAGCUCUAGAUAUAAUUAUGUUGUGGAAAACAUUUUCUUCACUCAUACAAAAUCCUAAUGUCUGCAUUUAUUUUUGUGCCUCGCAGAGAAAACUUUUGACAUGCCAAGUAAAAGAUUUUAUUACUUGUAAGAAAAUCACACGAUGAAUAUUUUGGGAUCUUUAUUUUGAUAAAAUAAGUUCUUUAGCAAGAAGUCUGUACAACUAUAUGCAACAUACUGUAGGUUAUUUUUUAGGCCGUAUGUUUUCAAAUAAUGUUACAUUAAAGCAGUCCCGUAUGU